Molecule: messenger RNA, 4774 nt
Organism: Notolabrus celidotus (New Zealand spotty)
Lineage: Eukaryota; Metazoa; Chordata; Actinopteri; Labriformes; Labridae
Gene: rev1
Product: REV1 DNA directed polymerase
Exons: 22
Coding region: 354-4664 (1436 amino acids)
Biological process (GO): error-free translesion synthesis; error-prone translesion synthesis
Cellular component (GO): nucleus
Molecular function (GO): damaged DNA binding; DNA-directed DNA polymerase activity; deoxycytidyl transferase activity
Source: RefSeq, a predicted model, not a curated record
GUACUGUGUUCCUUCUCGGUCACUUUGGACCCUCUGUGAGGAAAGGGAAAGCAAAGCGACCAGGCGGCAGAAAUGGAGAGCAAAGGGACUGGGAGGGUAAACGAAAACGUUCAGGAGACAUGGCGUGGCAACAUGACAAAAUAAGAGGACCUCAGUUCAGCUAAAGGACUUUCUUUGCAGAACAAAGUCAAGGCUGGAGGGUCGAGCUGACUGUUUGGAGGAUUUUUUGAUUUCGCUCAGGGUUUUUUUGUCCCUCCUCGUAAUCAGAGCGCACACAACGUUAGUGUUGGGCAGGAUCUGCAGAGAGAAGUGUGAGGCUACAAACAGUCUGACAGGAGAAAAGGCAGCUCAGUAUGAGUCGAGAUGGGUGGAUGAAGAAGAAAGCCAAUGCCAGUGGGGACAAUGGUUGGGCUGAAAGGGGCGGCUACAUGGCUGCUAAAGUUUCUAAACUGGAGGAGCAGUUUAGACUCGAUGCCCCCAGAGAAAAGCAGAAGGACGGCUCAUGCACCAACAUCUUCAGUGGAGUGGCUAUCUACGUCAACGGUUACACAGACCCGAGUGCAGAUGAGCUGCGCAGACUGAUGAUGCUGCAUGGUGGCCAGUUCCACGUCUACUACUCUCGCUCCAAGAUCACCCACAUCAUCGCCAAUAACCUGCCAAACAGCAAAAUCCAGGAGCUGAAGGGGGAGAAGAUCAUCAGACCAGAGUGGAUCACUGACAGUAUCAAGGCUGGGCGUCUCCUGCCCUACCUGCAGUACCAGCUGUACGCCAAACAGAAAGGUCCACUCUUCCCUGGCAUGACCCCGCGCCAGAACUCUGAGAUCCCCGGACCCAGCCAUCAAAAGCUUCACCCACCACAGCGCAGCGUUCAGCACUCCGCUCUCAACAAUGAGCAAUCAUCCAGCUGCCAAAACAACUCCCUCCCUGACCCUGGCAACAGUCGACUUCACCAAGGCAACAUCCAACCUCAGUCCAUCCUGCAGAGCUCUGCAGCUCGCUCCUUUAACCCCAAAUCUAGUCACUUAGCACCCAGUCACCUCAGUGCAGAUCCCAGGCACAAAAGCUCUUUAUACACCUACACUGCUCCCUCCAUACACCCACAGAGACCCCCUCAGACUUCUCUUCAAACACCUCAUCCUAUUCUCCAGCACCAGAGAGCUGGCCAACCACAACCUCAGAUUAACUCUUCAUGCAACAGUGCUCUGAGCAGCUGCAAACAAGGGGAGCUGAAAAUAAACGGAUCACUGCAAACCUCACUGGACUUAAUGAGCCAUUCAAAAGUGAAUGAAAUGCAAGAGUGUGGCAGAGAAGAUCGUCUGCAGCAGGUGGUGAAAGAACCACCUCUUACCAAUGGACACACUCACCUUCAUAAUGGUGCCUUAAAGCCAGAGGACCUGUCCCCUGUUACAGAUCCAACCUCUGUUGACAUGGAGCUGCCUGAAUACAGAGCCAAGACUCCUCCAAGACAAUUUCAGACCAAACCUGACCCCUAUGAGUUCCCCCACAGUCCUCCAAAGCAAUCCGACCAUUCUCUCGAUCUUUUGGAGUUAUCCCUGUCACCGGGAGACGAGGAGCAAAGAACUAAACCUUCACCUCCAAGGGAUCAGGAAGCAGUCAACACCCACCUACACCCGAAACAGCACCCGCCAUCGUCUCAAUUCGAUUCCAACUCUGAAAAGACACUCAGAUCAUCCGCAUCUUUUCAACACUCUCCACCUCGACUAAAUGGAAGUCACCAUAAUGCCUUUUCAUCCGACCCCGCCUCACUGAAUAACAUGACAGCCAAACCAGAUCCUCCCUCUGACAAGUCAUCUUCAUCAUCAUCAUCUAAGUCUUCAACGCAGCUGCAGGCACAGACGAGCGGCUUGCUCUCCGAGUUCUACUCUCACUCACGUUUUCACCAGAUCUCCACAUGGAGGUCGGGCUUCUCCGAGUAUGUCAACGAGCUGCACAGCAAACGGAAAACAGCAGGGGGCGCCUCCUUUCCAGGGAAAGAGCGACUGAGGAAAUCUUUGGGACAGCGCCUGGUAGACAGUCAAGGUACGUCAGCAUCCACAAGUGUCAAGUCUUGUAUUUUUCAUGUGGACAUGGACUGUUUCUUUGUGUCUGUGGGGAUCCGACAUCGACCUGAGCUCAAAGGGAAGCCUGUUGCUGUGACCAGUAACCGUGGACAGGUCCGAGUGCCCCAGAGAGCCGGGGCUGACCCUCUGCUGGAGCAGCAGUACUACCAGAGGAAAAAAGCUCAGCCUCAACCUGAGAGUGCAGAUGGAGAUCUGUACAGAACUCCCUCGCAGGAGAGUCCAGACUCGCAUGCUAACGGAGUGGACCAGGAUGUUGCUACUCUCUCGAUGGCAGAGAUUGCAUCCUGCAGUUAUGAAGCUAGGCAGGCGGGCGUGCGAAAUGGGAUGUUUUUCGGCAAGGCUAAGCAGCUGUGUCCCUCACUGGUGUCUGUCCCGUAUGAUUUUGAGGCCUACAAAGAGGUGGCUAUCACCAUGUAUGAAACUCUUGCAGGUUACACUCAUGACAUCGAGGCUCUGAGCUGUGAUGAACUGUUGGUAGACGCUUCUGCGCUGCUAGCUGAGCUCGGCAUUGCUGCAGAAGACCUAGCCAAAGCAAUCCGGGCCGACAUCAAGGAGAAAACAGGAUGUAGUGCCUCAGUGGGCAUGGGAUCCAACAUCCUGCUUGCUCGGCUGGCGACUCGCAAGGCUAAACCUGAAGGACAGCACUUCUUAAAGAGUGAGGAAGUGGAUGAUUUUAUCAGAGAUCUGCCAGUGACCAGCUUACCAGGUGUUGGGCCUGUUAUGGGCAGAAAGCUCUCUGCUAUGGGUGUAAGGUCAUGCGGGGACCUCCAGCAGGUGUCUCUGUCUCAGCUGCAGAAGAAGUUCGGACCCCGGACUGGACAAACCCUGUUUCGUUUCUGCAGGGGGCUGGACGACCGGCCGGUCCGCUACGAGAAGGAGAGGAAGUCUGUGUCAGCUGAGAUGAACUACAACAUUCGCUUUACAAAGGUUGACGAGGCUGAGUGUUUCCUCACUAACUUGUCCAUGGAGGUGCAAAAGCGUUUACAAGAAGCCGGGUUAAGGGGUCGCAGAGUCACUCUCAAAAUCAUGGUUCGCAAAGUAGGAGCUCCACUGGAGCCGGCUAAAUAUGGCGGUCAUGGCAUUUGUGACAACCUCGCCAAGACUGUGAUGCUGGCUCAUUCCACUGACAGCGGUGAGCUGAUCGCCACUGCAGUCAUCAAGUUGUUUCAUGGCAUGAAGCUGCCGGUUGAAGACCUGCGAGGAAUCGGCAUCAUGGUUCAGCUUCUUGAUGGAAACUCUGUCACGCAGGACUCCACCAGCACCAGGACUCGCUCCAUCAAAGACAUGCUGCUCGGUCAGGGAACAAGUGUGAGAUCCAGCAGCAGAGGUUUGUGUCCUGUCCUUACUUUUGUUGUGUUUAUCUCUUUGUUGCUGUCUUUAAAAUCAGUUUUCCUGAUGUCUGUUGUUACAGAUGCUGCAGAAAACAACAGACAUCAGGAAAAGAUUUCCUCAUCCAGAGCACCAUCAACCAACUCCUCUCCAUUUCCUCUGAUUCCUGCUGAGCCAGUACCAGGGACAAGCGGAGAUCAGCAGGUGUGCAGACAAACUCCGAAGCAUACUCGAACUCGCCUCAACUUCAGUAUCGAAGUCCCGUCCCCUUCACAGGUGGAUCGUUCCGUGUUGGAGGCUCUCCCCGCAGAGCUGAGAGAACAGGUGGAGCAGUGUUGGACUAAUCGAGACGGGAGGCCAAGUAACCGUCAGCCUCCCAGUCCACAUACCUUUGCUGCUCCUCCUCCACAACCUCCCUCCCUGAAGUCCCGUCCAGCCUCCCCUCCUCAUCCUCUAGUGUCUGUUUCUGCAUUGUACUCUCCUCCUGUCGGCACGCUGGUCCUGCAGAUUCCAAACCAGCCUGACAGUCCGGGAAUUGUUCUGGAACUACCAAGUUUUUCACAGGUCGAUCCAGAUGUUUUUGCUGCCCUUCCCAAAGAGCUCCAGGAGGAACUGAAGUCAGCCUACAACCGUGUUACAAACAUCCAGCCACAGGCAAAAAUCUCUGUGGAGCAGAAGAAUCCACUGUUGCAGCUCAAACAGUCAGGAGUCGGGAUUGGUAUCGGUCGUGUGAAGCGACGCUACAAGAGAAAAAAUGCAGUGAGCCCGCUUAAAAACGGUCCGUCUCCUCUGAAGAAGCGCCACAUGAUCAACAGCCCAGUCAAGACAUUACCACUACCUUUAAAAUCACGGGAGACAGUGACCAUGGUAAAGAGUGAAACCUGUCCCUCCUCCUCCUCAACCUCUAAAGCCAUCAUCCCAGAGUCUCUUUCUAAAUUCAUCCCCCGCCCAGCUCCUGCAUUGGCCGGAGCCUGCGACCUCACCGACAUAAAAACGCUUCUACGGGAGUGGGUCGCCACCAUAACAGAACCCAUGGAGGAAGACAUCCUGCAGGUGGUGAAAUACUGCACUGAUCUGAUUGAAGAUAAAGAUCUGGAGAGGCUGGAUCUGAUCAUAAAAUAUAUGAAAAGAAUCAUGCAGCAGUCUGUGGAGUCUGUUUGGAGCAUGGCUUUUGACUUCAUACUGGACAACGUGCAGGUGGUUGUGCAGCAGGCUUACGGGAGCACCCUGAAGAAGGAAAUGGCCAGACGUUGAAAUUGGCCAGUCUUGACUUCUCUAAACUGGCUUGUGCCUGAAGACCUGAAGCUGUGAACUUGUUUGUAAGUUUUCUAAAUCUUGGUAAUAAACUGUAAACUCUGUAUUAA